Molecule: messenger RNA, 1475 nt
Organism: Paraglomus occultum
Lineage: Eukaryota; Fungi; Glomeromycota; Glomeromycetes; Paraglomerales; Paraglomeraceae
Source: the annotation of a GenBank genome assembly
AUACGCAUUCCGAAGCUGCCCACAAAUUAAAAGAUGAAGAGCUAGUAGAAAUCUGCCGUGAUCCGGACAGACCCGAGCGUAACCGCCUAGUCCUGCGUAAAAUUCAUCAACAUCUGAGUCAUGAAGAUUACAUGCGUAUCCGACAAAAUCGCAAACUACAACGUUUCUUUGGAGAAAAGGUUCCGACAACGCCACAAGGGUUCUCUCAGAAGAAACUCAGAAACUUUUUCGGACAACGACCACCAUCAGAAUUGAUUUCUUUGAAUCUCACAGAAUAUUUUCCUGGCCAUAAUAGUGAAGAGCUGGAAAGAAGUCAUAGAAUGUCGAUGAGGAGGGCUUCGAGGCCGUCGGGACCGUCGAGACCGAAAUCGAGAACCAUUUCUAAAUUAUAUGAUAAUGAGUCACUAUCCUCGUCAUCAUCGUCAUUUACUCUAGUACCGUCUGUGCAAGGUGAUGACUGUUCGUGUCAUGAACUGCCUAUACUUGAGGAAGAGCGUAACAACGAGUUUCAGGUUAUGGAGGAUGAGGAAGUUGAGGAGAAUUGGAACCCAGAUGCCGAUACCGAUAGUACUGAUGUUUUAGCUGAUUCACUUGUAUUACAUUGUUGUUUUGCAGAUACGUCGGAUCUAUCUCCUUUCAAGUGGAUCAAAGGAGCACUUAUUGGAUCAGGUUCUUUUGGCAACGUGUAUCUUGGCUUGAAUUCUGCAACUGGAGAACUGAUGGCUGUAAAGCAAGUCGAAUUACCAACUGGACAGUCUUCGAAUGAAGACAGAAAGAAAUCGAUGUUGGAUGCGUUACAGAGAGAAAUUACACUGCUGAAAGAGCUGGAUCAUGAGAAUAUUGUCCGAUACCUUGGCUCGCAACACGAUGAAAAGAGUCUCAACAUUUUCUUAGAAUACGUUCCAGGCGGUUCAGUAUCCUCUAUGCUGAGAAACUAUGGUCCACAGGAGGAAACACUCGUACGGUCCUUUGUCCGACAGAUAUUGACAGGAUUGAAUUAUCUGCAUGAACGAGAUAUAAUACAUAGAGAUAUAAAAGGGGCCAAUAUACUUGUUGACAAUAAGGGAGGAAUUAAGAUUUCGGACUUUGGAAUAUCCAAGAAAGUUGAAGAUGAAUUCAUGGCGGCUACAUCUGCACAUCGUCCAUCGCUUCAGGGUUCGGUGUUUUGGAUGGCACCAGAAGUCGUAAAGCAGACACAUUAUACGACCAAAGCAGACAUAUGGUCACUUGGGUGCCUGAUUGUCGAAAUGUUCACUGGCGAUCAUCCAUUCCCUACAUUACAUCAGAUGCAGGCAAUGUUCAAGAUCGGAUUAUCGUGUGCCCCAGAAAUACCGGAUAAUAUAUCACAUGAUGCAACGGACUUUUUGCGGUUGACUUUUGAAGCUGAUCAUGUCAAGAGACCACCUGCUAGUGUACUGCAGGAUCACCCAUUUGUAACAACAACGCUUAAAUCAUCUCCACAACCCUCUCCUUAA